Hermetia illucens (black soldier fly) is the source of this 1081-nucleotide messenger RNA. Its product is annotated as putative protein TPRXL. The transcript has 2 exons. The coding region runs from base 32 to 1057 and encodes 341 amino acids. The record is from RefSeq and is a predicted model, not a curated record. NCBI's taxonomy places the organism in Eukaryota, Metazoa, Arthropoda, Insecta, Diptera, Stratiomyidae.
GUUUCGUUGAUUAAACAUAUCUAGUCUAAAGAUGAAGUCCUUAUCGUUUAUUAUUUUGACUUUGGCGUUAUUUUUGCCAACCAUUUUGUCGGCACCUAUUCUUGAUUUCGAUGAUAAAUUCGAAUUAAUUCGGACAAGGCGAGACGAAUCCAAUUCUAGUUCCACUCCCAAUUCCAGUUCCAGCUCCACUACUGAAUCUAGUUCUAGCUCCACUACUGAAUCUAGUUCUAGCUCCACUACUGAAUCUAGUUCUAGCUCCACUACUGAAUCUAGUUCUAGCUCCACUACUGAAUCUAGUUCUAGCUCCACUACUGAAUCUAGUUCUAGCUCCACUACUGAAUCUAGUUCUAGCUCUACCUCUGGCUCCAGUUCUAGCUCUACCCCUGGAUCCAGUUCUAGCUCUACCCCUGAGUCCAGUUCUAGCUCUACCUCUGGCUCCAGUUCUAGCUCUACCCCUGAGUCCAGUUCUAGCUCUAGCCCUGGGCUCAGUUCUAGCUCUACCCCUGGGUCCAGUUCUAGCUCUGCCCCUGGCUCCAGUUCUAGCUCUACCCCCGACCCCAGUUCUAGUUCUACCCCUGGCCCCAGUUCUAGCUCUACUACUAAUCCUAAUUCGAACCCCACUUCUAAUCCCAAUCCCAGCUCCACUCUUAACCCCAAUUCUAACACGACUCCUGACAGAGGUUCUGGUAAUGGCUCAAGUUCAAACUCAAACCCAUCCGCUUCAAAUACUGAUCGAGGUAGUGCUGGAAUCAAUGGCGGAAAUUCUGGUACAAAUUCUAAUAGUAAUGCCGCUCGGCUUCGACGGCUGCAAAGACUUCGACGUCAGCAAGUACGUCGCCGUCAGCAAGCACGCCAGCGUCGUCAACGUGCAGCACGUGCACGCAGAGCUCGAAGGACGCGCCAACUUCGUAACAAAAGACGUCGUGAUCGCCAACGGAGGUUACGUAAUCGUCGUAGGCGCAAUCGCCGCAUUCGUGACCGCAGACGUCGGAAUCGCAAUCGCCGAAAUCGCAAUCGACGUAAUCGCAACCGCGGAAAUAGGAAUCAACGCGGUUAAAUUUCCUCUGUAAAAAGGUUUGGU